AUGGAUACGUUCAAUACCUGCGAAAACACUCGGAAAGAGAUCGAGCGUGCGGAUUGCUUGGUAGAUACUGACCGACUGAGUGGGAGCGGCGACGGCGCCGACGGCGCGGCGACUGCUUGCAGUGAGCUCGCGGACACCGCACCGGCCGCUCGUCUACGACGGUCGGUCAGCGAGGCGUCAACUACCGAGCAGUCUGACGGUGGUAAGCUCGCUGACAGCGAGCUGUCUGCUGAUUUAUGA
Parnassius apollo (apollo) is the source of this 240-nucleotide messenger RNA. Lineage: Eukaryota; Metazoa; Arthropoda; Insecta; Lepidoptera; Papilionidae. The record is from the annotation of a GenBank genome assembly.